UCUUAAUUGUGAUAAUAUCAAAGUUCUAACUAAAAGAGUUGGUUUAUUUGCGACACAUUAAAACGACAUCAAUUUGGUUAGAAUGAAACUUGAAACUUGCAUCUGGAUUUUACUGAUUUCGUUUCUGCGUUUUUCUAGUUGUCAGCAGACAACGUAUCCGUGCAGCCCGACUGGAACUAACGUGACGUGCUCCUGUUUCUUCGACGCCAGACUGAAUGGAACUUCCGUUAAUUGUCUGGCUCAGGGAUUAACAAGUUUUCCCACCGGUUUCGACAGCAUCCCGGAAGACGAGCCAGUCGUGCUUCUCGAGUUGGGCAACAACUCCAUUGCGGCGAUAGGAGAAACGGAUCUGAACAACUUCGACAGACUGGAAGUUCUGGUCAUGUCAGACUGUAACCUCACCGCCAGUGCUGUCAACGACUUCGCUUUCUUUGACAGCACUACACUGACAACUCUGAUCCUGAACAACAACCCGGAUUUGAAAGAGAUACCGUUACCCCCGGCUGGCCUUGUGUCUCUAGAAUUGAAAAACUGUGGGUUAAAUGAAACUCGGAGAAACGCUCUUGAUCUGAGUAGCCUGCAGAAUCUGCCCUACUUGGUGGAAUUGAGUCUGGACAACAACGGUUUGACCGAGUGGCCGAUUAAUUUUCCUCCUAAAUUGGGGGUACUUAAACUUGCGGACAACCUUCUCAGCAAAAUGAGCGACCUGUCGGACUUGACUCGUCUGGAACAACUUCUGCUGGACAACAACAAGAUCACCACUCUGGAUUCCACAGUGCCAAAAAUGCCCUCUUCCUUGCAUGUUCUGUCGCUGGAUUACAAUCUAAUCAACUCUAUCAACGAUGACUACUUUCACAAUCUAAAUUUCAUCGAGGACCUCAGCAUCGGCAACACAUACAUGAACUACAUAUCCGGAAUCGCCUUCCAAGGCAUGGCUCCUCAGUUUUCGGGUCAUCAGAUCCGAAUAAGUUUCCGGAACAGCGCCUAUCUCGAGUUCAUCUCGCAGGAGUUGUUUGACCCGUUCCUGUAUUCAGUGAACUCGUACGACAUUCUGGAAAUAGAGCUGGACGGGACUCCCCUGGACUGCGAAUGUGAGAUGGUCUGGAUCCCGAGACUCCUCAACAACCUGGAAAAGGACAAGGGGCUGUCACCCAAAAAUGUCACUAUCAGCGGAACCUGUCUCAAACCAGCCGAGCUCUCCGGCCGAACCCUCUCUUCUCUUUCUGAGGCGGAUAUUCCUUGUAAUAGACCAACCAGUCCGCCUUCGCCCGGAACGGUGAAUAACAGUGGACGAAAUGCAGCCAUAGUGCUGGGGCUGAUAUUGGCACUUGUAGUCGUCUCUUCAGUCGUCUACUUCGUGUACAAUCGCUACUUCAAAAGCACCUACCUCACAGUUUAGUCAAUUUGACUAUUACUUGUGAUUAUAUUAUCAUUAAACUGAUUAUGAUACAAUAUACAAUUUUGAACCCAAGCUGCUCUUUUGGAAAAAGAUGAUCUAUUUAGCAUGAGUAACAUCAAUAUUUUGAUUAAAUAAUUUUUUGUU
Symsagittifera roscoffensis is the source of this 1543-nucleotide messenger RNA. Its product is annotated as leucine-rich repeat and immunoglobulin-like domain-containing nogo receptor-interacting protein 3. The coding region runs from base 83 to 1399 and encodes 438 amino acids. Lineage: Eukaryota; Metazoa; Xenacoelomorpha; Acoela; Convolutidae. The transcript is spliced from 8 exons. Gene Ontology annotation, molecular function: protein binding. The record is from RefSeq and is a predicted model, not a curated record.